Molecule: messenger RNA, 2139 nt
Organism: Stylophora pistillata
Lineage: Eukaryota; Metazoa; Cnidaria; Anthozoa; Scleractinia; Pocilloporidae
Product: zinc metalloproteinase nas-4
Biological process (GO): proteolysis
Molecular function (GO): zinc ion binding; metalloendopeptidase activity
Source: RefSeq, a predicted model, not a curated record
CGAGAAAUAUUUUGGAAUAGCCUAAGUCCUUGAAAAAGCGCGUCGUAAUCUUGCAAGCUCCUUGUAGGAGUUUAACAACACGCGCCACGUGUAUUGAUAUCCGAAUGAUUCUGACCUAGACAAUUUGUCCGGGUUAAAAAAAAACGGCACAAUGGGUAGAUGACAGAAAAGUGAGAUACGAGAUGGCAGAAAAAUAUCCAACUGUGUUUUACCCCACGACAUCCGUAUGAUUGAGCAUUAAGUGUCUGCGUAAUAUGCAUUGCUGAGAACAACAUUAGGCACGUCUGCCACAACUUUGAUUAUAUAAGCAGAUCUAGUUCACUUUUCCCGACCGCUUGCUAGAGACUGAAAGAUAUCCCUGAAGAUACCUCGACAUGAUAUCGCUGUGGAUUUGUACAGGUUUGCUUGUGGUAGCACAAGUUGAGGAAUCAUCCGCAGCUCCCACAGAUUCUACAGAUAGCAUCUGUUACACUCGCAACACAACGAACGGAAAGUGCUGUGUGUUUCCAUUCACUUACAGAGGCGUGGAUUACUAUGAGUGCACCACAAAAGAUUUUAGGAAGGAAUGGUGUUCUUUACAUGACGACUACGAAACUCAUGGGCAAUGGGGAUUUUGUGCAAAAGCGGCAACAAAACCUGUCUUUGACGCCAUCCUUGAAGCAACUGGAGAAAAUGGCAGGUCCAGAGAUGGAAGGGAAGAUUUGUUUCAAGGUGAUAUAAUCAUGAGCGAUACAAUACGUAACAGCCUCAAGAGCCGAGGGAUCUUGGUGCCUCCUAAGAGGGUUGUAAAACCUCAAAGUAGACAAAAAAGGGCGAUCAUGAAGGUGCCGUCUAGUCAAGGCGACCUUCGAUGGCGUUUUGGUAGUACUGGAAAGUUCCGAGAAGUUCCCUAUUACAUUACAAGCUCCAACUAUAAUGUGCGUGGAGUUAUCCUGCGUGCUAUGAGGCACUGGGAGGAAAGAGUGCCGUGCCUAAAAUUCGUGCCGAGUCGUAGGGGUCGUUACCUUAAUUUCUUCGCGGGUGGAGGAUGUUAUUCUUUGGUUGGCCGUCAGCGUGGCUCGGGGCCUCAGAAAAUCUCGAUUGGAAACGGUUGUGGUUAUCUGGGUGUUGUAGUACACGAAAUAGGACACGCCCUUGGAUUCUGGCACGAACAGUCCCGUCCCGACAGAGACUCUUAUGUGACAAUUAACUGGCAAAACAUCCAAAGAGGUAUGGCGUAUAACUUUCAUAAAUAUGGAACCAAUAGGGUAGACAGUCGCGGCGUCUCAUAUGAUUACGAUAGUGUUAUGCACUAUUCCUCAACGGCCUUCGCCAACCGCAGGGGAGUAAAAACUAUUGUCGGCAAGUACGGCCGCACUAACCUUGGUCAGCGGUAUGGGUUGAGUAAGUUAGACAUUCAGCAAGCCAAUACGUUGUACUGUGAUCAGUCGGUUACCAAGCCACCAGUCACCAAUCCCCCACCCAAGCCACCAACACCUCCGCCACCAGGUUGCUCUCCUGAUAGUCACGAUUGGUGUCCAUUUUGGGCCAGUGAAGGAUACUGCACUGAUUCACGAUACUCCACUUACAUGAAUAAAGAUUGUCAAACGAGCUGCAAGAGGGAGUGUCAGAAGCCUCCCAUCUGCAAAGACGAACACAAAUAUUGCGCAGGUUGGAUGAGAGAACCCGGUGACUACUGCAGGAAAUUCGAACCGUACAUGAAAAUUUACUGCAAGAAGAGCUGUGGAAAGUGUUAAUUAACACAAAUUUUAUCUUCAUUUCUCAUUCUCGAUCUAUGAUUACAAUUUAUUAUUAAAACGAGAUUUCGAAAUAAAGUCCUGAUGUUUAAAAACAAAUAACUCUGAUAGAAUAAGAGGUGUGGACCCUUCACAAAAAGUUACGUUUCUGAUGACCAUGUUCGAUAAUUUCACCUUAAUUUCCUAUGAGCAUCAUCUUAAAAAUUUGUUAGUCGUUUUUCCGAUAACCAAAUUGUCUAUUUUUCUGGUAUAGUUUCAUAAUAGGGUGUUUUUUUGCUUUUUUUUUUUUUUUUCUUUUGCUUUUCACAAGAAUACGUUAUUCCACGACAGGGUAUUUCGUGGUAAAUAUGUAAGUGUGAGUGAAAUUUUUCAUUAAGUAAAAUAAAUGCUGAUUUGCAUACGA